CCAGAGAGAGGAGACACCAUGACCUCCACCCUCAGGGCCCUGCUCUACCUCGGGCUGAGUGUGGGCCUCAGGACCCCAGUGCAGGCAGGGCCCCUCCCCAAGCCCACCCUCUGGGCAGAGCCAGGCCCUGUGAUCCCCUGGGGGAGCCCAGUGACCAUCUGGUGUCAGGGGACCCUGCAGGCUCAGGAGUACCGUCUGGAUAAAGUGGGAAGCCCAGUGCCCUGGGACAGACAGAAGCCACUGGAGCCCGGGGACAAGGCCAAGUUCUCCACUGUACACAUGACAGACCUGCAGGCAGGGACAUAUCGCUGUUACUAUCUCAGUCCCACUGGCUGGUCAGAGCGCAGUGACCCCCUGGAGCUGGUGGUGACAGGAUUCUACAGCAAACCCAGCCUCUCAGCCCUGCCCGGCCCUGUCGUGACCUCAGGAGGGAACGUGACCCUCCAGUGUGGCUCAGGGCAGGGAUAUCACAGGUUCAUUCUGACUAAGGAAGGAGAUCACAGGCUCUCCUGGGCCCUGGACUCACAGCCACAGCCCAGUGGGCAGUCCCAGGCCCUGUUCCCUGUGGGCCCUGUGACCCCCGACCACAGGUGGACGUUCAGAUGCUAUGGCUGCUACAGGAACAGCCCCCAGGUGUGGUCACACCCCAGUGAUUCCCUGGAGCUCCUGGUCUCAGGUGAGUCUGGGAAGCCCUCCCUCCUGAGCCAGCAGGGCCCCAUCGUGGCCUCUGGACAGAGCCUGACCCUCCAGUGUCGCUCUGAUGUCGGCUAUGACAGAUUCGCUCUGCACAAGGAGGGGGGACGGGACCUCCCCCAGAGCCUUGUCCUGCAGCCCCAGGCUGGGCUCUCUCAGGCCCUCUUCCCCCUGGGCACUGUGAGCAGCUCCCACGGGGGCCGGUACAGAUGCUACGGUGGAUACAACCUGUCCUCUGAGUGGUCGGCCCCCAGUGACCCCCUGGACAUCCUGGUGGCAGGACAGCUGUAUGACAAACCCUCCCUCUUGGUGCAGCCAGGCCCCAGGGUGGCCUCAGGAGAGAACAUGACCCUGCUGUGUCAGUCACAGAGCCCGAGGGACACAUUCCUUCUGGCCAAGGAGGGGGCAGCCGAUCCCCCCCUGCGUCUGAGAUCAGAGCACCGAGCUCAGCAGUACCAGGCACAGUUCUCCAUGAGCCCUGUGACCUCAGCCCAUGGGGGCACCUACAGGUGCUACAGCUCACGCAGCUCCGCCCCCUUCCUGCUGUCACUCCCCAGUGAGCCCCUGGAGCUCCGGGUCUCAGGUGAGGGCCCUGACCCUGACCCCUGGGCCUCAGCCCCCCCCACAGGGCCCAUGUCCGCAGCUGAUGGACCACAUGAAGGCUCUGAGGAACCGCAGCUCCCCCCCAUGGAGUCAGGCCCCCGGAGGGGUCUCAAAUGGUACCUGAUUGUCCUGAUCGGGGUCUCGGUGGCCCUGGUCCUGCUGCUCUCACUCUUUCUCUUCCUCUUCCUCCGACACCGACGUCAGAGCAAAGGCAGGAUGUCGGGGACCACACACCCAGAGGCCAAGGACAGAGGCCCGCAGAUCAGCUCCAGCCCAGCUGCCGAGGCCCACGAAGAGGCUCUUUAUGCUUCUGUGAAGGACCCGCAGCCUGGGGAGAGCGUGGAGCUGGACCCUCAGCAGAACGGGCAGGAUGACGGCCCCCAGGGAGUGACGUACACCCAGGUGAACCACUCAAGACCAAGACUUGGGCCGGGAAUGGCCACCUCUCCUUCCUCCCCUUCAGGGGGGUUUUUGAACCAGAAGGGCAGACAAGCAGAAGAGGACAUUCAGGCUGCAUCUGACACCCCCCUGCAUACAACCUACGCCCUGCUGACCCGCUCAGCCCUCAGAUAGAGGAAAACACCCCCCUUCCUCCCAUCAGUGGGGCCCCCAGAUGAGCCCAGUGUGUACGCUGCUCUGCUUAUCCACUAGCCCAGACCCCACAGUGCAGGGAGAGGGCCUGCCGGGGCCCCCAAGGGCACUGGAGCGGCCCCCAUGGACACUCAGUUAGUGCCCCUGGCAGUCUGGAGACCUGACGUGGACCCCCAGCUACUGGGACUCCCUGGGAGUCGCCUGAUUCUGCAAUCACAGAUAACUAAUAUUCCUCUCCAUUAUGGAAUCAAAGCAACAGACUUCUCAAUAACCAACGUGUGAACUGAUUAUUGACAGGAAGUGAGCGAAUGCUUUAAAUUAAUGAUCAUGGACAUAUUAUGCAUCAAGCCUAUGAAAUAA
Molecule: messenger RNA, 2247 nt
Organism: Eptesicus fuscus (big brown bat)
Lineage: Eukaryota; Metazoa; Chordata; Mammalia; Chiroptera; Vespertilionidae
Product: leukocyte immunoglobulin-like receptor subfamily A member 6
Exons: 14
Coding region: 19-1869 (616 amino acids)
Biological process (GO): cytokine-mediated signaling pathway
Molecular function (GO): inhibitory MHC class I receptor activity
Source: RefSeq, a predicted model, not a curated record